AUGACGAUCGAUACAGCCAGAUUCGAUUUUAAUGAUAACUCUCAUAGGCGUUAUAAUCCCAUGAUUGAUUCGUGGGUCAUUGUUUCCCCUCAUCGUGCUAAAAGGCCUUGGCUGGGGCAGCAGGAGACUCCAUCAAAGCCAGACGUUCCAGAAUACGAUAGUAAAUGCUACCUGUGUCCGGGCAACGAAAGAGCUACAGGCCCAAGAAAUCCUGAUUAUACUUCAACGUACAUUUUCCCGAACGACUAUCCAGCUGUCAAGUUGAAUCAACCUGACUAUCACAGUGAAAAAGACAAGAAUAGUCUGGAGGAUCGAUUUUUCAAGGUACAAUCAGUUAAGGGUAAUUGCUUCGUUAUUUGUUUCAGCCCGAAACACAAUGUAACUCUUCCGCAAAUGGCCCAUAAUGAUAUUGUCAAGAUUGUGGAUGCCUGGACCGAACUGUAUCUGAAAUUGGAGAAAGAGGCUAAGGAAGAACAUAAGCCAUAUAAGUACUUGCAGAUUUUUGAAAAUAAAGGGACUGCAAUGGGAUGCUCUAAUCUUCAUCCCCACGGCCAGGCAUGGUGCCUAAAUGUUGUGCCAUAUGAAGUUGAAAGGGAGUUCAAAUCUUUUCACGGCUACGAAAGUAAGUACCAUAGUCAUAUGCUCAAAGACUAUGUGGUCUUGGAAUUGGAAAAAAGGGACAGAAUUGUGAUUGAAAAUGACUCUUUUAUAGUGGUUGUACCAUACUGGGCAGUUUGGCCUUUUGAAACGAUGAUUGUGAGUAAGACGCAAUUAGCUUCGUUGAAAGAUUUUAAUGAGCAGCAAAGGGAAGACUUAGCUUCUUGCAUGAAACAGUUGACUACCAAAUACGAUAAUCUCUUCGAAACGAUAUUUCCAUAUUCUAUGGGACUGCAUCAGGCCCCUCUUAAUGCUACCGCAGAAGAAAAAGAGAACGCUUGGUUUCACAUGCAUUUCUAUCCUCCGUUGCUGAGGUCGGCGACUGUCAGGAAAUUUUUGGUCGGUUUCGAAUUACUGGGCGAGCCUCAGCGGGAUUUGACUGCUGAGCAAGCAUGUGAGAGGUUAAGAGAGUUGGAUGGUAAUGUACAUUAUUUACAACACCUUUAA
This is a messenger RNA of Lachancea fermentati, 1104 nucleotides long. NCBI's taxonomy places the organism in Eukaryota, Fungi, Ascomycota, Saccharomycetes, Saccharomycetales, Saccharomycetaceae. The record is from the annotation of a GenBank genome assembly.